UAAGCCAUUUCACUUCGGUGUUAUUGACAGCAUUAGUCCUAAGAUACUGCGUGCUUUGGCAACAAAAUUCGGGAUGGUUAUUCUGGCUUAACACUGAAACGGAAAAAGAUGACCAAAAAUAAGAUCGGUGCAUAAUUAACUAAAUGCAUGUGUCUUAAAAUUUAUGUUCAGUGUUGUGGUUGUGGGUCUCAGAGAGGGUAAAAGCAGAAAAGAAGUUACAAGGGACAAUUCACAAGCGGAAAAGCGACGAGUAUUGGUAGUAACAUAUAUAAAUUGACUUUGACUCGAAAAACGAGGCCUAACGGGGAAGUCUUGCAAUCAAAAGUUGAAUAAUGCAUUGACAUGUCUACAGCACACAUAAGCACGGAAUUCAGUGGGCUUAAAAGAGUGAGUUCAAGUUCUGCAUCGAGUUCCAUAUCAUCCUUCAACUUUUCAUCGGUUUCCGUGUCAUCGAGCUCCUCAUUGCGUGAAAGUGGUAUUGCACCGGUAUUCAUUUCGCUCCAAAAAAAGGAUAAGGGUGCCAUUGUGAUGUCAGCCCAGGUCACACCGAAGAUCUUGGCCAGCAUUAAUUCAAAGGAGUCGAGUCUCAAAGCAAACACCGUACACCAUCACGAAAUGGCCGAUCAAGCCAAAGUCAAUGCGUCAUCUCUACCACUGUCAGACGAUCCGCGGACACUGCAAUUGGCGUUGGAACUAUCACUAGUCGGAUUUAACGACAAUCCAACUUGUUAUGCGCAACCUGCUCAACCCCUACCAAUGCCCCUAAGUGCACAAAGUGACUUCGAAAUAGGUACCAUCAAUGGCAUGCCCGCGUUUUCCAAAUCUGACAGCACCCUGCCACUUCCACCGGCACCGAGUUCCCUCCUAUUACCCUGUGCCGGCGCCGUCAGCUUAGAAGAUCGAUCAAAGAAGUCGCAGAACAUGACGGAGUGUGUUCCAGUCCCCAGUUCCGAACAUGUUGCCGAAAUAGUGGGCAGACAAGGUUGCAAAAUAAAGGCUUUGAGAGCCAAAACCAACACUUACAUUAAAACGCCAGUUCGAGGAGAGGAACCGGUGUUCGUAGUAACUGGUCGAAAGGAAGAUGUGAACAAGGCUAAACGAGAAAUACUUUCCGCUGCUGACCACUUCAGCUUAAUACGGGCAUCACGUAAGCCUAUAAGUGACGGGCACAGUGGCGGAAUCGUUGGAAGUGCGAGUGGAUCUGGAGGUGGUGCAGUGCCGCGCAUGCAGUCAGGUCCCCCAUGUAUGCCUGGACAGAUCACCAUUCAGGUACGUGUACCUUACCGGGUGGUUGGACUUGUUGUUGGGCCUAAAGGUGCUACAAUCAAACACAUUCAACAAGAGACUCAAACUUACAUUGUAACACCAUCGCGCGAAAAGGAACCAAUAUUUGAAGUGACUGGCUUGCCAGACAACGUAGAUACUGCGCGAAAGCAGAUAGAAGCUCAUAUCGCCCUUCGAACUGGGACAGGAUCUGGAAGUGUUGAUGGUAAUACUAUGCAAGGUGGUGAACCGGUUGAGGCGAACGAGUUUGCGACCCUGCCGACAAUAAAUUCAUUAACCCAAAUACUAAAUGAUGAUUUGAAUUCCGAAAUUUUGUCGUCUAUAUACAAAAAUGCAAUUCCAUCUGCACAGGAUUAUGCAAAUACUACAAUAAAAAUUGCUGGGAACGGUAGCCUUUCCGUGAAGCCCAUGCAAGCCCAUCACACUGGCAAUUGCUUUCAAAAAACUGAGUUUUCUGAUAUGGAAAUAGCACAAACUAUAAAGGCAACAGAAUUAUCAGAUAAACAUCUUUCGGGAAAUGAAGUUUCCAUGCCAUUAGCUAAGGCUAAUGUUGUAUUCCGUAAUACGCCUAGUAAAACAUUAUCCUUCUGUCCUCCCACACCUACAUCAGCAUCGAUUCAUUCGAACUCUAAUGCGAAUAUUUUAACAAGAUCUUGUUCAUCUGCUUCUUCAACAACUUCAACAAAGAGUACCAACAAUAGCGCCAACACACCUCCAGAAAUAUUAAAUAUAUGGAAAAAUAUAAGUGAUUCAAUUGACGUCGACGAGGGGAUAGGGGAUUCGCCUAGUAUUUGGAACCAACAGGGGAAUAUUAUACCCACAGCACACUGCUCACCCACAAUCUCAAUAAGUCCUACGGACUCGCUGUUAGGACUGGGUGAGCAUUCUGUAAAUCAAAAAAAUCUGCAUCAGACUAAAGAGCCGACUAUAUGUAACAACAAGCAAAAGACCCAAGCCAUUCAAUUGCAACCGAACCCGGAUAAAUUUAUGAUUCACCGCGAAUGUUUUGUUUGUAAUGAAAAUGAUGUUACCACUGCUUUGGUUCCUUGUGGCCACAAUAUGUUUUGCAUGGAAUGCGCAAAUCAAAUAUGUAUUUCUAUGGAAGCAGUUUGUCCGCCACCAACGAUAUUGUCCUAUUGUGAGCAGAUACAUUUUAUUAUGGUUGCAAUUCAUGGCGGUUUUUUUAUAAUGUUGUGUUUAAUUUUCGUUGGAUUUUUUUGACAAUAUUUUUAAAUUAAAUUGUUAUAAUUUUUCAGACCUAACCCAAAUUUAAAUAGUAAAGUAAUAUUUUGAUUGUUCUUCAUAUUCUAGUGAAAUUUCAAACGGCAUAUUACGUGCGUAAGUCCCAAAUGAAAACUAGCCAAAUAAUUUUUCGCAUAAUAAAAGACAUUCACGAAAAAAGGUAAUUGAAAAUAUAUUGGAUCUAAAAAGUACACGUUAUAACACUAAUUCUCUCAAAAAUAAAAAUUGACUGAUAAAUAAGCAUAAAUAUUAAGAUCAGCACGUAACAUAUAUUAUAUCCAUAGAUAAAGUCAGAUACAAAUAGUUAUAUAUACUUAAAAUUACGAUGUAUGACCCACAUGUGACAACUACCUUAAUAAAGCUUACGAUUAAUGUGAAUAAAAAGACUUAUACAUUUAUAGUCAAUCAUAUUUAAUAUUUAUAAUACAAUGUAAAUUGCGCGUAAUGUUAGAAAAGCCAAUAGUUCUGUUUGGAAUUGGAUGUUUUAUAUCAAAAAUUAUGUUAUACCUGUGUUACUAACAUUUUGUACUGUGCCCAAAAUUAUAUUAAUCAAUCUAGUCCAAAUAUUUGUAAUAGAGGCUGGCUUAUAUAUUUUUAAAUGUAUAUAAUUUUUAUAUUUAAUCUGUAAGGUCAAAAAUUCAAACGAGUGAGACUAAUAAAGUAUAUUGAGCGCGCAAAA
Molecule: messenger RNA, 3205 nt
Organism: Drosophila suzukii
Lineage: Eukaryota; Metazoa; Arthropoda; Insecta; Diptera; Drosophilidae
Source: RefSeq, a predicted model, not a curated record